Leishmania major strain Friedlin is the source of this 228-nucleotide messenger RNA. RefSeq lists its product as hypothetical. Bases 1 to 228 code for a protein of 75 amino acids. Lineage: Eukaryota; Euglenozoa; Kinetoplastea; Trypanosomatida; Trypanosomatidae. The transcript has a single exon. The record is from RefSeq and is a predicted model, not a curated record.
AUGACGUCCAUCAAGGAGCUGAACGACCGCCUGACGAAGCAGCCGUACGUGUCCGGCUACACGCCCAGCACCGACGACGCGAAGCUCUUUAGCGAGAUCUUUGGCGACAAUGUGAACGUGGUCCAGUGGGCGGCACGCAUGGCGACGUACUAUCCUAGUGAGCGUGCCAAGAUGCAACCGGCUCCUGUCGAGUCGGAGGACUCCUCGGAGAUCGAAGACGACGUUUGA